Molecule: messenger RNA, 1479 nt
Organism: Pocillopora verrucosa
Lineage: Eukaryota; Metazoa; Cnidaria; Anthozoa; Scleractinia; Pocilloporidae
Source: RefSeq, a predicted model, not a curated record
AUGGGUUUCCCCCUUGGUCCCCUGCUAGCUAAUGUGUUCAUGUCUUCAAUUGAAGAAAACCUCGAGCGAGAGGGUAAACUUCCUUCCUUCUAUCGAAGGUACGUUGAUGAUACACUUACUAUCAUGCCAAAUAUCGCAACAGCAUCUAACUUCCUGGACACUCUUAACAAGGCACAUUCUUCCGUAAAAUUUACGAUGGAAACCGAAUGCAAUGGCAUGCUCCCUUUUUUGGGCAUCCAGUUACUGAACCGAUCGCCCCACAUAGAGACAAAGGUGUACGUAAAACCCACGAAUUCAAGUCUCCUCUUACAUUACCAAAGUCACGUUGACAAUCGGUACAAACAGGGUUUACUCCGAACUAUGCUGGGCCGAGCACAUCGUUUAUCUUCUUCUUGGUCACACUUCUCAGACGAAUGUGACCGAUUGAAGACAGUAUUCUCGCGUUUAAAGUACCCCAAACACCUCAUCGACUCUGCCACCAAAAAUUUCGUUGACUUUAAGGUUUGUGACCAGCAGCGACCAUUAUUACCAACUAAAGAGAUGGAUGACACAAUUCCAGUGGUUCUACCAUUUAAAGACCAAACCUCAGCAAAUUUUGUGAAAGGACAACUCAAGGAUCUGAGCCUAAAAGUGAACACCAACAUCCAGCCCGUAUUUGUCAGCCGAAAAAUCGAUCAAGAACUGAAUGUGAAAGAAGCAAAGCCAUCGAUCGUAAAUGAACAGUGUGUUGUUUAUAAAUACCAAUGUGACCUGUGCGAUGCAGGUUAUAUAGGAUACACACGCGGACAUUUACACAAUCGUGUAAAAGGACAUAAACAACAGUCCUCAGCCAUUGCCAAACAUUGCAAGAACGUACACGGGACGAUCCCUCAGGACCUACUGAAAUGCUUCGAAGUUCUUAAGAAGUGCAGGAACAAAUUUGACUGCUUAUUGUACGAAAUGCUUCAUAUAAGAACUUUAAAGCCAAACCUGAACGUGCAAUCGGACUCUAUUCGUGGGAAAGGUGCGUCAGUACGUGAUAUUAACAACAGCCUUACAGAAUUGAAAGAAAAAUGUUCCAGGCUCUUUAAGGUGCAGUAUUCCAAGCCAACAAGUAAAAAAAGGAAACAAAAACAAAAUAAAAGGAAAGCAAAGAAAGCUAGGGCAACAAGAAUGGAAGCUAACUGCAAAAGAGUUGUUGAAACCAUUGCACCUCAGCAAGAGUUGCAUGAUGUUACAGAGCCUAUUGGCCCAUUAUCUCUUCAUUAUGAAGGAAUAAGUGGGCUCCUCAAAACACAAAGGCCAUAUAUCCAAUAUGCCUUUGAAAAGGGAUUGUUCACCAAAGAAUCACAGGACAUUAUCAAGCAAUAUCUACGCUUCAACUUAAAUGAGAAUCAUGAUGAUGAUGAAAGUGAUUGUAUCAAUGCUGAUGAGAUAAAUGAUGAUGAUCAAGAUUCUCAUAGCAGCAUUGAUGGUGAUGCUGAAGACAGUGAUGAAUAA